Molecule: messenger RNA, 2623 nt
Organism: Folsomia candida
Lineage: Eukaryota; Metazoa; Arthropoda; Collembola; Entomobryomorpha; Isotomidae
Product: cytochrome b5-related protein
Exons: 5
Coding region: 373-1689 (438 amino acids)
Biological process (GO): lipid metabolic process
Cellular component (GO): mitochondrion
Molecular function (GO): heme binding
Source: RefSeq, a predicted model, not a curated record
ACUCCAGGCAGACAGAAGUCAUACACGAACGUAAGCAUAAUGCAUGGUCAUGGUUUGUUUGUCCUGUUUCACGUAGACAAUUGAUGUAAAGCCAGUAUCGUUUCGUGUCUCUGAUAAGAUAGCUCAUUGAUUUAAUGACAGACUGCAAUCUUGAUGAUUGGCAUUUGUACCCAAAUUCCAACGUACCACAGAAUCCACCCGAUCUCGUGCUCGUCCUCUUUUUCUCAUUCACAGGACAAACUUCGCAUGCGAAACAUGUUCCGUUUAUCAAUCCAUGUCACGGUAAAGAUUACCCCGCAGUAUUAUUUCGCACUCAGUGCCACACACAGGGACUCGAUUUGACGAAAAAGUGAAAAUUUCCAAACAAUAACAAUGUCAGGUACGUAUGUUGAGUCAAGCUACCCGAAUUUUCGCAAAUUUGUGGAAACCGGUGUCAAAUUUCCAACGGGGUCGGACUGGUUGAGAGCAAAGCGGAAAGUGGACAAUCUGGGGUCCACAUCGCUUUGGAGGGUUCACGACAAGCUGUACAAUCUUUCCAGUUUUAUUGACCUCCACCCCGGCGGGAGGGAUUGGAUAGAGACGACUCGCGGUACGGAUAUCACGGAAGCAUUCGAAACUUCUCACCUCGUUAAUGUAGAAAAAGUAGAUGCUAUUUUGGCAAAGUAUUAUGUCCGAGAUGCAGACGUCGGUCAUGUGCGGAAUUCUCCAUAUACUUUUGAAGAGGAUGGAUUUUAUAAGACGUUGAAGAGAAGAGUUCGUCCAUUACUUGAGGAAAUCGGAACAGGACCAAGUCCCGCUUUAACUAUGUUGCAAGACAGUCUUGUGCUACUGUAUGCGACCACGGCCCUUGUCGGUGCAUCCUACUCGUCCACCCUGGUCCAAAUCAUGUCCGGUUUCCUGCUCGGCAUGAGUGUCGUCUGUGCUCAUAAUUUUGCACACAUGAAAGACACUUGGCGGCGUUUCUACCUGGACUUGUGUCCCUUUACCAGCUACGACUUCAGAAUCACGCACAACUUGAGUCACCACAUGUUCCCCAAUACUGUGCUGGAUUACGAAUCGGAAUCGCUGUCGAUUAUCCUGGACACUCGGCCGGGGAAGGAUAAGCGUGGAUAUAUUCGAGGCGUUGCUACUCCAUUCUUGGCUCACAUUUUCUACACGCAGCUUUUCACCUUAUCGUUCAUAUCAUGGAUAAGAUUGCUGUUCAGAAAAGAAGUUCGACCGGAACAAGGUCUGAUCGCACUCCAAGUUUUGGGAUUCUUUUAUUUCUCUCCAGAUAUUCUGACGGGGAUAAAAUGCUUCCUUAUCGUUUUUGCCGGGGCGUCCUACUGGAUCGGUUUCUUAUCCAAUUCACAUCAUCAUCCUGCAUGCUUUCACGAUGGGGACCAACCAAUUUCUGAUUGCGAUUUUGGCCUGCGUCAACUGGAUACCGUUCUUGAGAAGAAUGACGCCGUCCAUUCGACGUUGCUCGCCAUUUCGACCACGUUCGGAGAGCAUCCCCUCCACCACCUCUUUCCGACCGUGUGUCAGUCAAAACUCUCAAUGCUAAAACCAAUAUUUGAACAAACCUUGGAGGAAUUUCAGACAAAAAAUCGCAAAGUUACACAGUUAGAACUUUUUCGGGGGACAUAUCAACAGUACAUGAGGGACAAGGAGUUGACUUAUGAUGAGAGAAAGAAAAAUCUUCCAUAAUUUACUUACUUUUAUAUUUAUUUAGUUUAAAAUUACAAACUUGACGGGUCAUAAAAUAAACUUAUCUUCAGUAUUAAAUAAAAUGGUUAUGCCAUAAACCGGUACAAAAAACAUGUGAGAAAUUAGUCCAAUUGAUUAAAGGUUAAUUGUCCCAAUUUUUAAGAUCGUAAGCACUAAAAGUGUGGGUACAUUUAGACAUUUUAUUUAUUUAUUGCUCCAGAAACUUUCAGCAAUUUCAAAACUCUAAAAUGCUCUUUCGAUGUGAAGUUUCUCAAGUCCAGCAAGAAUAAGUGUAUUUAGUUAGAAUCCUUUGUGACUUUGCGAUUUUAGAAAGCGGUAUGCAGUUGGGAGAAUAAGUUGUACUAUCCAGAAGAAAAUUAUGCAUAUGCGACUUUCCUAGUACAUAACUUCACCUGCAUGCAGCUAUAAAUAAUGUAUGUAUAUGUUAGAAAUGUUGGCAUGUCGCCAUGAGAAAAGUACCUUGCGACCUUCCAGUAGGUGUAUAACUACAUGAUUAAUUUCAUAUGCAAUUAAUGUGUAAAUGAAUCAAUGCAUGCGCCAAGAUUACACGUUCUGAAAAGCGUAUGCUGGUCACAUAUGUAAGUAUGUAUGUACAUACAUAAAUCCAUUCAAAAUGCAGGCAUGUAAUAUCCAUUGUUUCUGAGGCCUAAUCCGCAUAAAACACGAGUUCCAGUUUUAUGAAAUUGGGGUAGAGUACCUCAAAAUCUAUCAUAUAUAUAACAGCCUUGUUCCAGAACCAGAAAUAUGUCCAGAAAUUUACUUUCAGGGUAAACACAUACAUACUUACCUAGAUACUUAUGAAACAACUUAUCUUUAAUUGCUGUUAAUAAACGUAUUGCGCAACUGAUUGUACUAGCUUCAAUUAAAUCAAAAUGUUGAUACAACUGUUUUUCGUUGUUUGUCUCACCAUAUC